Protobothrops mucrosquamatus (brown spotted pit viper) is the source of this 716-nucleotide messenger RNA. Its product is annotated as E3 ubiquitin-protein ligase synoviolin. NCBI's taxonomy places the organism in Eukaryota, Metazoa, Chordata, Lepidosauria, Squamata, Viperidae. The transcript is spliced from 7 exons. Gene Ontology annotation, cellular component: cytoplasm. The annotation marks the transcript as partial. The record is from RefSeq and is a predicted model, not a curated record.
CAUCUGCUCGAACGCUCGUGGUAUGCCGUGACCGAGACCUGCCUCGCCUUUACCGUCUUCAGGGAUGACUUCAGUCCUCGUUUUGUGGCUCUCUUCACCCUCCUCCUCUUCCUCAAGUGCUUCCAUUGGCUGGCUGAAGACCGGGUGGACUUUAUGGAGAGAAGUCCCAACAUAUCUUGGCUCUUCCAUUUCCGCAUUGUCUCUCUUAUCGUGCUUUUGGCCAUCUUAGACUUCCUGUUCGUCAGCCACGCCUACCACAGCAUCCUGACCAGGGGGGCCUCUGUCCAGCUGGUCUUUGGCUUUGAGUACGCCAUUCUCAUGACGAUGGUGCUGACCGUCUUCAUUAAAUACUUUCUACACUCCAUCGACCUGCAGAGCGAAAAUCCCUGGGACAACAAGGCCGUCUUCAUGCUCUAUACAGAACUCUUCACAGGUUUCAUCAAGGUCCUCCUCUACAUGGCCUUUAUGACGAUCAUGAUCAAAGUACACACCUUCCCGCUUUUCGCCAUCCGGCCCAUGUACCUGGCAAUGAGGCAGUUCAAAAAGGCAGUCACCGAUGCAAUUAUGUCUCGUCGGGCGAUCCGCAACAUGAACACACUGUACCCCGAUGCCACCCCUGAAGAGCUGCAGGCCAUGGACAACGUUUGCAUCAUCUGCCGGGAGGAGAUGGUGACGGGUGCGAAACGCCUGCCUUGCAAUCACAUAUUCCAUACCAG